AUGGGCCGCGGAUCGCUAUGUCUACUGUUUUUCGCCCUGUUUUUCAUGUUGGUGUCAUUGGGCCUGACACUAGCCAGUAUCGUGACAGACUUUUGGUAUACUGUGGACGCCACAGCGGCCACUAACAGAACCGUUCAGACUAUUUUCUCCUAUAACUUUGGCAUGUGGAGGAAAUGUUACACCUACAGCAUUCCAGAUAGUGUACCGGUGGACCGCCGUACCGGUAUGUGUGGUUAUACCUAUCAAGAUCUGAUUCCUGUUAGAGAAGACACCCGAACCUUCGAGGAGAAACGUUACUUACAUUUAGAGAGGUCAUGGCUAGGAUGUAUGAUGGCCUGUGCUGCUGUGCAGGUGUUCGGCGUCCUAACCUUGAUUUGUGGACUCUGGCCUGCCGAUUGUAAAAGCUUGAAGAAGUCCAGUCUUUAUCUGGUAUCCGCCAUCUUGUGUCUGAUUGCAGGUAUGUGUGGGAUAGCAAGCGGAAUCUGUUUUAUUGCCUUGCGGGACAUUGACAUUUUCACGCAUGUUAUUUAUCCAAGUCACGUGACUUACUCUUACGGUUGGUCAUUUGCAUUGGGCUGGGGAGGAACCGGGCUCUGUAUUCUGGAAGGAUUUAUCUUCUUGUGCCUACUGAGGAGUGACUAUAUUAACAUCAACGAGACCCGGAAGUAUAAUUCUUUCGGCUGA
Messenger RNA from Ylistrum balloti, 684 nucleotides. RefSeq names its product transmembrane protein 178B-like. Gene Ontology annotation, cellular component: plasma membrane. Bases 1 to 684 code for a protein of 227 amino acids. The record is from RefSeq and is a predicted model, not a curated record. The transcript is spliced from 4 exons. NCBI's taxonomy places the organism in Eukaryota, Metazoa, Mollusca, Bivalvia, Pectinida, Pectinidae.